AAAGGUGGUAAGAACAGAAGAAGAGGUAAGAACGACAAUUCCGGCCAGAAGAGAGAAUUGAUCUACAAGGAAGAUGGCCAGGAAUACGCCCAGAUCACCAAGAUGUUGGGUAAUGGUAGAAUCGAAGUAUCGUGCUUCGACGGCAUCAAGAGAAUGGGCCAUAUCAGAGGAAAGUUAAGAAAAAAGGUAUGGAUGGGUCAAGGUGAUAUUAUUCUCGUCUCUUUGAGAGAUUUCCAAGACGACCAGUGUGAUGUGGUGCACAAGUACAACUCGGACGAAGCUAGAACUUUGAAGAAUGUUGGUGAGUUGCCAGAAAGCGCAAAAAUCAACGAAACCGAUACUUUUGGUGCCGACGACGACGAAGACGUCAACUUCGAGUUCGGAGCCGAAGACGAGUCGGAGGAAGAAGACGACGACUUGGACAUCGACGACAUCUAA
Scheffersomyces stipitis CBS 6054 is the source of this 438-nucleotide messenger RNA. RefSeq names its product Tif11p (gene TIF11). Gene Ontology annotation, molecular function: translation initiation factor activity; RNA binding. Gene Ontology annotation, biological process: translational initiation. The transcript has a single exon. Gene Ontology annotation, cellular component: cytoplasm. Lineage: Eukaryota; Fungi; Ascomycota; Pichiomycetes; Serinales; Debaryomycetaceae. The annotation marks the transcript as partial. The record is from RefSeq and is a predicted model, not a curated record.